Monosiga brevicollis MX1 is the source of this 921-nucleotide messenger RNA. RefSeq lists its product as uncharacterized. The record is from RefSeq and is a predicted model, not a curated record. Gene Ontology annotation, biological process: dTDP biosynthetic process; dUDP biosynthetic process; dTTP biosynthetic process. Gene Ontology annotation, cellular component: mitochondrion; cytoplasm. Gene Ontology annotation, molecular function: dTMP kinase activity. NCBI's taxonomy places the organism in Eukaryota, Choanoflagellata, Craspedida, Salpingoecidae. Bases 1 to 921 code for a protein of 306 amino acids. The transcript has a single exon.
AUGGCUGUGGUGGUCUGGGCGCUUGGGGUGUUGUGCGGCUUGGCCUGGGCUGGACGAGGGGAAGAACUGGGACCUGAGGUCAUGGCGCAGAUGGCGCAGCCGUGUUAUGGGGUGCAUCCACACGUGUUUUCCAGUGUGCAGAGCGUACGCCGGGCCCUGAAGCAGCAUGGCCAACCCGGGCCCACGGCUGCGCUGACGUCGGUGGUGACCGAGCUGCUGGCAGCGCUCGAUGACUAUGAAGCUCGUCGGGCUCGGGCCAAGACAACGCGCCCAUUUUACGUGCUCGAGGGCAUGGACGGGGUGGGCAAGUCAACAGCCACGCGUGGGCUGGCCGCGGCCGGAAUACGAAGCGUGGCGACGCCCACCAUGCCCUGGGCCCAGCACCGAGCCUUGUUUGAUGCACAGGCCGAGCCUUUGCGUCGGGCCUUUUACUUUGCCACCAACUAUCUAGCUGUAGCUGACGAAACACUGAUGGAGGAUGACGACCCUGGGCUCAAAUCUGAUGUUGUGGUGCUGGAACGGCUGGUGGGCUCUACUGUGGCCUACGCCACCGCAGCCACGGCUGGGGCACGAGGUCCUGCCAUGCUCCCGCGGCCCGAGGCUCCAGAGUGGCGAUGGCCUGCUGACCUCCCCCGACCCGCUGGCUUCAUUUGGCUGACUGUGGACCCGCAAGUGCAAUUGGCUCGUCUGCAAGACCGGGCGGCGGCCCUGACGCCUGGCGAAACCAGCACCAACGCGGACGAGGAGGCCAAGCUUCUGGACGCAGCCGAUCCGUACCAAGCGACGCUGCAGGAGGCCUAUGCCCGCUUCUGGGCAGCCAAUUCCAACCUCCCGCGGCUCGAUCUCGACACGGGCACGCUCUCACCCGACCAGAUCCAGUCCCAAGUCGCUGCCUUUUGUCGUCAUCCACCCUCUUCCUGA